AUGGAUUCCUGGACAGUCACCUCUGCUCUUCUUCUCGCGGGGUUUAUUUCUUCUGCGGCGUUCAAUCAUUUCGAGACCGAGUGUUACACUGCCAACGGAGAGGACUACAGGGGCUUCCAGAACCAGACCAGCCUGCAUGGUGGUAAACCUUGCCUCUUUUGGAACGAGACCUUCCAGCACCCUUACAACACACUCAAAUACCCCAACGGAGAGGGUGGUUUGGGCAGGCACAACUACUGCAGGAAUCCUGAUGGGGAUGUUCAGCCGUGGUGCUACAUUGCAGAUCAUGAAGACGGGAUCUACUGGAGAUACUGCGACAUCCCUACAUGCCAGAUGCCUGGGAACUUGGGCUGCUUCAAAGACAGCGGCGACCCCCCCACCCUGUCCGGCUCCAGUGAGACCUCCAACAAACUCACCAUCCAGAACUGCAUCAGCUUCUGCAGGAAGCAGAGAUACACACUUGCUGGUAUGGAGUCAGGAUAUGCCUGUUUCUGUGGCAAUGAAGAAGACCUGCGUGACCACGGCGAGUCGCCUAGCAUGGAGUGUAACCACGUUUGCUUCGGCGACCACACCCAGCCCUGCGGUGGAGACGGCUGGGUCAUCAUAUUUGACACCCGAGUGGGGGCCUGCGGUGGAAACUACAGCGCUCCAUCAGGAGUGGUCUACUCCCCUGACUUCCCAGACAAAUACUCGCCUGGCCGUGUUUGCUACUGGACUAUCCACGUGCCCGGAUCGUUUGCCAUCCUCUUCAACUUCACCUUCUUUGACAUCUCUGACCAGACAGACAUGGUGGAGCUAUUGGACGGCUACACCAACCAAGUGGUUGCACGCUUCGACUGGCGCAGCCCACCACGGGAGCUGGUGAACAUCACAGGCGACUUCGUCAUACUCUACUUCUACUCAGACCGCACAAACCAGGCCCAAGGAUUUGCUCUGCUUUAUCAAGCACUGAAGGGCCAAGACUCCAAAACAAUAGAUGGUGAAAGAGAGGAUGAGGUUAAAGGAGAGGAGUUCCCCAGCACAGUGGGGCCUCAGCUGGCCGCAGGUGUCACAGAACGAUCCAACAGCACCUCUAAUGGACGUUCCUCCCAGAUCCUCUACGUGAUCACGUCCAGCCCCGGUAAACCGGAGCACAACAUGCCAGGUCAGUGGGCUGGACGCGGCGAGACCACCGGCCACAGCGCUAUGUGGACCAUCUAUGCUCUGGCUGGUCUGCUCAUACUGACUGUCAUAGCCAUGGUGGCAAAGCUGCUGCUGCACAUCACAGUCAAGUCCCCUAACAUCCCAACAGUCAGUGGUUCAGACAGCUGCAGCCAGAGCACGGCCUCCUCUGAGCCCUGGAUCAUCUUGUACCGGCCCUCCACCAUCUCCCUCUUCAAGAAGAAGCUAAAAAACCAUCACGGUGACCUCAGCCCCCUGGUGGGCAACUAG
Molecule: messenger RNA, 1431 nt
Organism: Scomber japonicus (chub mackerel)
Lineage: Eukaryota; Metazoa; Chordata; Actinopteri; Scombriformes; Scombridae
Gene: kremen1
Product: kringle containing transmembrane protein 1
Exons: 9
Coding region: 1-1431 (476 amino acids)
Biological process (GO): multicellular organism development
Cellular component (GO): plasma membrane
Source: RefSeq, a predicted model, not a curated record